This is a messenger RNA of Cylicocyclus nassatus, 3653 nucleotides long. Lineage: Eukaryota; Metazoa; Nematoda; Chromadorea; Rhabditida; Strongylidae. The record is from the annotation of a GenBank genome assembly.
AUGUCUAACCAGGAACAGGUCGGGCAUGCCCAAGAGUUCACGGCUACCAUAGUCAAAGAAAGACGUGGCGAACGGCCGGAGUUUUAUCAGAUAGAUGGAAAAUCCAUACCAACUGACGAGACAUGGAAUUUGAGCCCGGCUGUCCACGAACUACUCAAUCGUCGCUUGUUGCAAGAUCAGUACAAUCCUCUCACUUUGUUAAAGCAGAGAAUCGUAGAUUACAUGCACCAAACCUACAGAAAAGGUGGAGCCUUUAGAAGUCCUUUGUUCACCGUCUGCGAGAAUGAAGCGCGCAUUGUGACUACUUUCCAGAACUUUGACUCGCUUCUCACACCUUUAGAUCAUGUUUCAAGGAGGCCGUCUGAUACGUACUACAUUAAUAAAACGCAUUGUCUUCGCGCGCAUACUUCCGCUCACCAGCAUCAGCUUAUGAGGGAGGGAUUGGAUGCGUUCCUCGUUGUUGGAGACGUUUAUCGACGUGAUGAGGUGGAUCGAACACAUUACCCAUGCUUCCACCAGGUAGAAGGUGUCCGCCUUUUUACACCUUCGCAACUCUUCCAGACUGAAGAUGAUGUGCCCAUCUUUGAAGAUGGUGAACGAACUCCUGAGAAACAAGAGCGACACACCCAAGAUGCAUCAAAAGCCUUAGAAAUUCAGUUGAAAACAACCCUUGAGGGUCUUAGCGAUGCUCUCUUUGGAGAGUCUUGUGAGAAACGAUGGGUUGAAACCUACUUCCCGUUUACACAUCCGUCUUAUGAACUGGAGGUAUACUACGAUGGUAAGUGGAUGGAAGUAUUGGGUUGUGGCAUAAUGGAGCAGGCAUUGCUGGAAUCGGCCGGUGUUCGGGAUCAGGCUGGAUGGGCAUUCGGUUUAGGACUGGAGCGACUGGCCAUGAUAUUGUAUGAUAUUCCUGACAUUAGGUUAUUCUGGUCGAAAGAUACUGGCUUUCUAUCUCAGUUUUACGACAAGUCACCUAUGGACGAGAUAAAAUAUAAGCCGAUUAGUGUGCAUCCUCAGGUUUUGUUCGAUAUGUCGUUCUUUCUACCAGAUGGUGCUCUAUUCAACGAUAUGACAGCAAAUGUGAACGACACUGUAAGGAAUGUAGGAGGCGAUCUAGUGGAGCAGGUAAAGCUCACGGAUGAGUUUUUCAACGAAAAGAAAAAUCGCCGAAGUCAAACCUACCGCAUUGUGUACAGGAGUCACGAAAGAGCGCUGACCAAAGAUGAAUGCUAUUUGGAGACAAAGUGCACCGUAGGCCGAAUCCGUCUUUUUCUUCUGUAUUUCUUCUCGAAAAUGCUAAAAUUAUGCCGGACGCGGGUGCUUGUGGCCGUUCUGCUAGUUUCAUGGGUUUCCCUUAUUGUCUACUUUAUGACUUCUGGAUUUUAUGACAGAAGGGAGGAUACUUUUGGGGACUUGACUAAGCCUCGCAGAGGUUGGAAACUUCCUACUGAAGAACUUUACUUGGAUCCUCCUCUACCGCAAGUGCCACCAACAAAAUCGGCAGAAGUGGUUCUACACUCUCAAGGAGGCCUGACAUCAUUUCUAGACAGAUUCAGUAAUACUGAAAUUCACCCCAAACCGCAACCUGUGCUCAGUUUAUCCGAGUUUGACGUAGAUGCCUACAUCGCAAAAGGAAAGCUCAAGCCUGGAGAGGAUAAAUAUGCUGCCAACAAGUUCAAUCAAGCUGCGAGCGAUGCCGCUUCUGUAAAGAGAGAUAUCAUUGACAGCCGAGAACAUCAUUGCAAGAAACUAACCUACGACACUUCUGUGUUAGAACCCACCUCUGUGAUAGUAACAUAUCAUAACGAGGCUCGAUCGACGCUUUUACGUACUGUAUAUAGUGUUAUGCUACGAUCUCCUCCUCAUCUUAUUCACGAAAUUAUUCUUGUCGAUGAUUGCUCUAAAGAUGAUUCUAUUGGAAAGGAUAUCGCACAGCUGGAAAAAGUGACUGUUCUGAGGAACAUCAAACGCGAAGGCCUUAUACGAUCUCGUGUGAAAGGAGCUGCCUAUGCUACUGCCCCGAUCUUGACAUUCCUUGACAGUCAUGUUGAAUGCAAUGUUGGCUGGCUGGAGCCACUUCUUGCUCGGAUUAAUGAGAAUGAGAAAGCAGUUGUUGCACCAAUAAUUGAUGUGAUUAACAUGGAUACUUUCAAUUAUAUUGCUGCUAGUGCUGAUUUGAGAGGAGGAUUUGAUUGGAAUCUCGUUUUCAAAUGGGAAUUCCUCACUGGAAAGCUCAAAGACGAACGUCAUGCUCAUCCGACUGAUCCUAUCAGAUCUCCAACUAUGGCUGGUGGUUUAUUUGCCAUCAAGAAAAGCUGGUUUGAAGAAUUGGGCACCUACGACAUGGGUAUGGAUGUGUGGGGCGGUGAAAAUCUUGAAAUGUCGUUCCGCGUGUGGCAAUGCGGAGGAUCUUUGGAAAUCAUCCCCUGCAGUAGAGUUGGCCAUGUUUUCCGCAAGCAACAUCCAUACACUUUUCCCGGAGGAUCUGGCAACGUCUUUCAAUCAAAUACGAGACGCGCGGCUGAGGUCUGGAUGGAUGAAUAUAAAGUGAUAUAUCUAAGGAAUGUGCCAUCAGCAAGAUAUGUCAAGUAUGGAGAUGUUUCUGACCGCUUGGCUUUGCGAGAGCGUUUAAAAUGCCAUUCUUUCACCUGGUACCUGCAGACAAUAUAUCCAGAAUUGAAAGUUCCCGAACGCGAAAAAGGCGAACUGUACCACAUCAAAAACGGUAUCAUGUGUCUGGACACUCUCGGCCACAAAAUUGGAGAAUCCGUCGGAAUCUACCAGUGUCAUGGAACCGGAGGAAACCAGGAAUGGGCUUUCGAACAAGAAACUGGUCAUCUGCUCAGUACAGUCACAAAACUCUGCUUCACAAUGGAAGACAUGAACGGGGAUCCGGUAGUGAUUUUGGAUGAAUGCAAGAAUGUCAACUCAAGGAUUCGCAUGGAUGCGAGCACAGGUUGGCUUACGCAAGGAGGCCGAUGCCUAGCUAUUGAGCCGGAUGGAGACCAGUGGCGAUUGACUUCUGCACUAUGCGAUGCGACCGAUGGUGCCCAAAAAUGGGUAUUCGAGAGAACUGUAGCAUUUGGAACAGUCAAGAUUGCCAGGCGGUCGUGAUUCCGUUUCGAAUUUCAAUUUGACAUUGUUUCGGUUUUUGAUUUUACUUUCUUUCUUGGCCUCUAAAGAGAGCUUUCUCUUUUUCCUUUCUUUCCUUGUUACUUAUUGUUUUUGUUCUUAUUUUAUGCAUUAUUGCAUCAGGUCUGUUAGAUGCAUUUGACCACGCAUUUACUCAACUACUUAUUCAGAUUAGGCACUUUUACAUCUACUUACACACUUCCAACCCCUUCCCAUUUUGAAGAACCUCUGCUUUCAAACAUUCAUUAUGUUAGUUUGCCUUCCUCGUGCCUUCAGUUUGUAUUUUAGUGCUCUGGCUUGCCUCAUCUAAUUCUUAGGCAAUUUUUGCUACACUAGCAUUUUGUUUUUAUUUAUUCAUUGUGAUUUGUUGUGCAUUUUGAUUGCAAUAUUACAUCAGAUCUUCAUCCAAUAUUUUGCCAUGUCGAGAGAUCUUACCCGUUAUUACUUAAUCUAGUCAGCGAUACAUCUUGCCCACUUCUUGCCAUAUCUGUUAUACAAGCUUUCAAACAUAUAAACAUUGC